GUUUAUCGAAGGCGCUCCCUCCAAUUGUACGAAAAUCAAAGCAGUCCCUCACAGACUGACUACUUGUUAUCUCCAUUGGCAUGCUUAUGCCAGGUGCCGUCAAGAAACAUAUUUCAGUUGCCAAUAAAUAGUUUUUUUGUUUCUAAUUUUAUUUCUGUAUGGAGAGCUGUAGCGCCCCCCGCAGAUUCGAAGCGCAUGGAGAAUAGUUCGGAGGCCUGGCUUCUCUGAAGGAUUAAUCAAACUAUCAAGGGAACCCGAUUGAAGGUGAUUGAUGAAAACUUGGUGAGUCGAUAAUGUUUGUUUAUCUCUGUUCGAGACAUCUAUUACUAGGCAAACACAGGAGGACCAAUUUGUGUUUUCUUCUGAAAAAUGGUUUCUUUAUUGGCAAAUCAUUUGCUUCAGUCGGUUUAUCUGAAUCUAAUGAAAAACUAGAAGAAAAAAAGCAUUCUUUUGCGGUGUCUUACUUCAUAAACUAUUGUGGGUUGUCCACAAAAUCUGCUAUUCUAGCAUCCCAGAGGGUACGAUUUCAAACUCCGGAGAAACCAGACUCAGUGCUUAAUCUCCUCAAAGAGAAUGGGUUCACCAAUACCCAAAUCUCCCGGCUUGUCAGGAUAGAACCGCAGCUGCUUUUAUCUAAUCCUGAGAAGACCCUUUUGCCCAAGAUUGAGUUUUUCCGUUCUAUGGGGGCUUCAAGCUCCGACCGCUCUAGGAUCCUCUCUUCAAACCCUACUCUGUUAAGAAGGAGCUUGGAGAAACAUCUUAUACCCUGUUAUGAUUUCCUCAAGAGUGUACUUAUUCUUGACGAGAAAGUUGUUACCGUUUUCAAGCGCUCACCAUGGGUUGUUUGUAUACAUAAUAUGGUUCCCAAUAUAGCACUUUUGAGACAAGUUGGAGUGCCUCAAUCAACAAUCUCUUUCUUGGUAACUAAUUUUCCUUCUACAGCGUUUGUUAAGCAUACUAGGUUUGUUGAGGCUAUCCACGAGGUGAAGGAAAUGGGAUAUGAUCCCUCCAAAACGGUUUUCGUUCAUGCAAUCCAAGUGUUAUUGAGGAUGAGUGGACCAAAGUUGGAAUCGAAGUUGGAGCUUUAUAAGAGAUGGGGUUGGUCAAAAGACGUUGCUCUCUUAGCCUUUAAAAGGCAUCCAAAUUGUAUGCUUUUAUCAGACAAGAAGAUCACAAAAGCAAUGGACUUCUUUGUGAACAAAAUGGGGAGUUCAUUAACAGACAUUGCUAGAAAUCCUACAGUUCUAUUUUUCAGCUUGGAGAAGAGGAUUAUACCUAGAUGUUCAGUUAUUCAGAUUUUGAUAGCCAAGGGUUUGGUUAAGAAUGAUAUGUCCCUGUCGACUUUCAUACUACCUGGCGAGAGGUGCUUCCUGGAUAAGUUUGUGAUCAAAUUUCAAGAUCGUGUUCCUGAACUGCUGAAUGUGUAUAUGGAAAAGACGGAUCUUUUGGAUGUUAAAAUUCAGUCUUAGAAGGUAUGUGGGGUGGGAAACUUGUAAAAUCUUGACUUCAAAUUUGAUGCAUGUCAUAGUUGCCAGCUUUUGUGUUUCCAAUUUAGUAGGGUGUUGUCUGGCCUUAAAGAAAGUUAUUGGGUAUGCAUUUUGCACUAGUUGGAUAGGGAUGCGAUAUCUUAUGACAAAAACUCAGAGUAUUGUGCUGUGACAUAGUUUGUCGAUUCCAAAUGAAGUUCCCGACUGAUUUUUAUGGCAUAGAGCCUUUUUUUCUGAAGUGUCAUGGAGUAUCUUAGUUUAACCCCAGCAUGAUUGUAUUAUAAAAAUCUCUAUUUCUGAAGUCAUUGUUUGGUUAGUGAGGU
This is a messenger RNA of Juglans regia (Persian walnut), 1810 nucleotides long. RefSeq lists its product as uncharacterized. The transcript has a single exon. The coding region runs from base 294 to 1469 and encodes 391 amino acids. Gene Ontology annotation, molecular function: double-stranded DNA binding. NCBI's taxonomy places the organism in Eukaryota, Viridiplantae, Streptophyta, Magnoliopsida, Fagales, Juglandaceae. Gene Ontology annotation, biological process: regulation of DNA-templated transcription; chloroplast organization. Gene Ontology annotation, cellular component: chloroplast. The record is from RefSeq and is a predicted model, not a curated record.